Vicia faba (fava bean) is the source of this 1497-nucleotide messenger RNA. The record is from the annotation of a GenBank genome assembly. Lineage: Eukaryota; Viridiplantae; Streptophyta; Magnoliopsida; Fabales; Fabaceae.
AUGGCGGUUAUUUCCCUCUCUCUUCUUCCUCCUCAUUCCUGCUUCUGUGCUGCCGGAAUCCAUUUACGUUCCCACAACAGCACCAGCAAUUUCCUUUCGAUUCAUUCUCCUUCUCCUUUUCCUUCUACUUUCUCUAACUCUAAUUCUAAAUUCUCAUCUAGAAGAAAACGAUUUCACACUGUUUUUGCUUCUUCUUCUGAUUAUUAUGCUACUCUCGGAGUUCCCAAAUCCGCCACCGUCAAAGAUAUCAAAGCUGCUUAUCGAAGGUUAGCUCGUCAGUAUCAUCCUGAUGUGAACAAAGAGCCUGGGGCAACUGAUAAAUUUAAAGAGAUUAGUAAUGCCUAUGAGGUGCUAUCAGAUGACAAAAAGAGGGCUUUGUAUGAUCGAUAUGGUGAGGCAGGGGUUAAGAGCUCAGUGGGAGGAGGAUCAAGUGCCUAUGCGACAAAUCCAUUUGAUUUAUUUGAGACAUUUUUUGGGUCAAAUAUGGGCGGCUUUGCUGGAAUGGAUCCAACUGGAUUUGGCACACGGCGUCGUAGUACUGUUACAAAGGGUGAAGAUAUCCGGUAUGAUUUCUCCUUGGAGUUUUCUGAGGCAAUUUUCGGAGCAGAGAAAGAAUUCGAGCUUUCCCAUUUAGAAACAUGCGAAACCUGUACUGGUACUGGUGCAAAGUUAGGAUCCAAGAUGAGAGUAUGUUCAACUUGUGGUGGCAGAGGUCAGGUGAUGAGGACCGAACAAACACCUUUUGGGUUGUUCUCACAGGUUUCAGUAUGUCCAAACUGUGGAGGUGAUGGUGAAACCAUAUCUGAAAAUUGCCGUAAAUGCAGUGGUGCAGGACGCAUACGGGUUAAGAAAAAUAUAAAAGUUAAAGUUCCUCCCGGGGUUAGCUCAGGCAGUAUCUUAAGAGUCACUGGAGAGGGUGAUGCUGGACCAAGAGGCAGGGGGCCUCCAGGAGAUCUUUAUGUAUAUCUUGAUGUGCUUGAGAUACCAGGAAUUCAAAGAGAUGACAUUAAUCUUCGCUCAACAAUAUCAAUCACUUAUCUAGAUGCUAUACUGGGGUCUGUAGUGAAGGUAAAGACGGUUGAAGGCACUUCUGAACUACAAAUCCCUUCUGGUACCCAACCUGGAGAUGUCAUCGUCCUUGCAAAGAAGGGUGUACCAAAAUUAAACAGACCAUCAAUACGUGGUGACCACUUAUUUACUGUUAAAGUUACAAUACCAAAACGUAUCAGUUCAAAGGAGCGGGAGGUGCUUGAAGAACUUGCUUCUCUAGGUGACACAAGUAGUCAUUCAAGAUCCCGUCCUAGGACUCAACCUUCCACCGGAAGUAAGGCAGCUCCUGCAGCUCAAAGGGCCGAAAGUCCAACAGCAACAGUCACAGAAAAACCAGAGAAAUCAGAAGAGCGAGAAGAACAAGAUGAUGACUUAUGGAACAAACUAAAGAACGUGGCUGGAUCUGUGGCAAAUGGAGCUCUAAAGUGGUUUAAAGAUAAUCUCUAG